Messenger RNA from Dioszegia hungarica, 390 nucleotides. Its product is annotated as putative RPL40A-ubiquitin. Gene Ontology annotation, cellular component: nucleus; cytoplasm; ribosome. The record is from RefSeq and is a predicted model, not a curated record. Gene Ontology annotation, molecular function: ubiquitin protein ligase binding; structural constituent of ribosome; protein tag activity. Gene Ontology annotation, biological process: translation; modification-dependent protein catabolic process; protein ubiquitination. Lineage: Eukaryota; Fungi; Basidiomycota; Tremellomycetes; Tremellales; Bulleribasidiaceae. The transcript has 6 exons. Bases 1 to 390 code for a protein of 129 amino acids.
AUGCAGAUUUUCGUCAAGACCCUUACGGGCAAGACCAUCACCCUCGAGGUCGAGUCCUCGGACACCAUCGACAACGUCAAGGCCAAGAUCCAGGACAAGGAGGGUAUCCCGCCAGACCAGCAGCGAUUGAUCUUCGCCGGAAAGCAGUUGGAGGAUGGCCGGACUUUGAGCGACUACAACAUCCAGAAGGAGUCGACUCUUCACCUUGUCCUCCGUCUCCGUGGUGGUAUCAUUGAGCCCUCGCUCAAGGUGCUUGCCAACAAGACCAACUGCGACAAGAUGAUCUGCCGAAAAUGCUACGCCCGUCUCCCUCCCCGUGCCACCAACUGCCGUAAGCGCAAGUGCGGUCACUCUUCCCAGCUCCGCCCCAAGAAGAAGAUUAAGAACUAG